Chinchilla lanigera (long-tailed chinchilla) is the source of this 8327-nucleotide messenger RNA. RefSeq lists its product as uncharacterized. Lineage: Eukaryota; Metazoa; Chordata; Mammalia; Rodentia; Chinchillidae. The record is from RefSeq and is a predicted model, not a curated record. Bases 103 to 1140 code for a protein of 345 amino acids. The transcript is spliced from 3 exons.
CCGGGCCACCCAGCCUCCCUCACCCCUCACAGAAAGGUCCUGUCCCCUGUAUUUAAGGGCAGGGGUGGUGCACAGUACUGAAUUAUUUGGCCCUGGCACCAGAUGCCAACUCUUUUUGGCUUGCCUUCACCCACCGAACACUUCGGCGCUUCCCAGGCUGCCAGUCACAGAGGGGGCCAGAGGACAAGGGAAGGGGGAAAUCUUGGCAUUUGGAGCCCAAAGACACCGGGGAGGCUUCAGACAGAAGGAGGAGGAAGGCCUGACUGGAGUCUAGGACAGCUUGGAGUCCAAGUCAGGCCUCCUGGGAACUCACAGCUCUCUCGGAGGAGAAGGCAAAAAGAUAUCUCUCCUUCAAAGACAAGCGCUUCUCCACAGACCCAGGCCCUCAAGAACCCCACCCAGGUGGCCAGGCUGCUGGUGGAGGCCCUGAUCCUUCCCUCUGUCUGGCGGGCUCCAGAGCAACACUGGCUCCUGUUAGCCUUCCUGAAUGCGGGGGUUAGCCCGGCUUGUGCUCUCCUGGGCUCUGCUGGGGACCACACAAGGCCCCAGGCCCCGAGGGCUGCAGCUGGAACGCUCGGCAAGAAUCAAGAAAGCCCAGUUUGGAAAAAGCCCAGGAUUCAACCCCUUCCCCAAGACGCAGAAUCCGGUGUUCUGGGAGCCUCGGGCAAGGACUUCGGACCCUGGAAGAGCGAAUACUGUGUGACAGCUGUUCGGCCCCAGCUCCGCAGGCAGGAGUCGCAGUGCAGAACGCACUUUCGCUCCGGCGAAGGCGCUCUCCUGGGCAGAGGCCGAGGGGAGCAACCCGGCUGCACUCAGAUAGGCAAUCCUGGGUGCCCUCCCCAGGCGCAGGCGCGACCAAACCAGCUCCCGGCGCUCGGCCCCGCCGGGCACCUGGAAAACCUUACAGUUUGUCGCCCCCUGUCGGCCCCCGGCCGGGCUCCGCGGAUUCCCGCGCUGCGGGCUGCACUGGGCGAGGUGGACCGAAGUGGGGUCGCAGGAGAGCGGCCCUCUCAGAAGCACCGGGCUUUCUCGGCCGGACAGCUGCUGACCAGCGCCGAGUGCGAGCACUCAGGACAGCACCGAGAUUGCUAUGUUACUCCUGACAGCCACAGGAAGGUUCUGCUGAUGGCUGCACUUUGAAAGCAGACGCCAUCCUCAUCAUGGGGCUCAGACACUGCAGUGCCAUGACGGUGUCCCUCAGUGCCAUCAACCCCAUGCUCCUGGAGACUUUCCUCAACUGCACCUGUCCCAGGGACACCUGCCCUGUCCCUCUUCCUGAGCUGCACAGAGCAACUGGCUCAGUGCCAGGUAUCAUGCUAAGGAUUUUCUGAGGAGAAUUUCCUGAGCCACCUCAGACAAGUGGGUGCCCAGGCCACUGUGGGUGCCCACCAGCUGUGUCCAGCUAAUAAAAACACUCCUCUGAGUGUCCCUUCCUGCAGCAGUCAGGGAGCACCGAAAACAGUGCUUGAAUAGUUCAUCAUGCCCACAACCCAGGUCAUAAAAGCAGACUGGAAGCUCUGAAUUUCAGAAACAUUGUUCAGGUUUUCUGCAUGUAAAGUAAAGCACCAAAUCUGAAAUAAAAAAUGGAGGUAAGGUGCUUUCAGUUUAAAGAAACAAAACAAAAAACAAAAAACCUUGCUUGGAGAAAGCAUUCCUUCUACACAUGGAAAUAGAAGCUGCCUCCAGAGCCAGUCUUCAGCAGAAAGGACAGUUUCAGAGCCACGGCUUUUCCAUGUUGGCCUGGCUGGAAGUCACAGCAGCCCUGGACAGGAGGGAGUCAACUGCUCAGGGAGGCUGAGAAGGCCCACAGGUGGCUUCAGAAACACAUCAGUCUUUGAUCAAGUGCUUGUCACCUGGCUUUGGGGGACAUACGCAAACAGAGUGGGGGAUGCCAAUAUGGAUGUUCAGUCCCUUCAGGACUAAACACAGCAGUGUUUAGCUUUGCCCAGGAACUGAAGAUAGUACAGCAGCUGCCCACACUGGUAUCAUCCUGCCCUACACUGAUUGGCUCCUUCCUGGCCUUGAUAGUGGGAAUUGAGGCUCACUGCAGGGCAUCAAGCUAAGGGUCUGCACAUAUCAUCUUGCUGCAGAACCCACAGCCACCCUUGCAAGGUAAGCUAACACAGAGUGGACCCAUUGUACAGGUGUGGAAACAGAGGCCAUGGAUGACAGAUAUUUCUGGCCACAUCAAUCAGGAAGUUGCUGAGCAGGAUCUAAACCAGGCAUCUGGCACUGGGUGCAUAGGCACAUACUUGUAAUCCUAGGACUCUGGGAAGCUGAAACAGAAGGAACACAUGUUCAAGCCCAGCCUGGGCAAGGGAAAUACUCAGACCCUACCUCAAAACACAAAAUUAAAAAGGCUUGGGGUGUAGUUCUGUGCAAAGGGCACGUUUAUUCCUUCUGCUACCCAGGAGAUGAAAAACCUGGGACAUGGACACUCUCCUCAAUUCAGUAAACUUCAAGGCUGCUUUAGGAGUUAAUAUGUAGCCCUCUUAGGAUUUCCCAAGACUGGCUCAUGACUCAUGAAUAGCCAUGCUCACUAGUGCCCCCAGCAGGAGGCAUCUGGUAGGAGGACAGGUAAUGUUGUGGGGGCGUUCUCAAAAAUACUAUUUGGUACUGGUGACUUUUGGAGGAAAUUUAUGAAGUGAGGACCUAGUAUAAUUUAAAGAUUGCACUUAUCCACCCAUUACAUUUUUUUCUGGUCCCGGUGAUGGAGCCCAGGAUUUGUGCCUGCUACACCCCCUUUUUAUUACAUUUAACAUCUGGGGUUCCAUGGAUGGGCUACAGAUCCAUACACCCUCUAAAACUAUUUGGAAAUUUCUGCCUCUUGCAUUUUCUAGGGAGACCAUCCUUUGGUUUCAUCAUAUUUUCAAAGGAUUGAACUAAAACAUUUCUAAAAUCAUUGCUGUCUUUGUUAUUCAACCUCAGGCAUAAAUAAAAGUUUAUUGUGCAAUAGGCUACUUAGUGUCAAAUAAAAAUCACUUAGAGCAGCACAAUAAGCUUUACUCUGUUCUCUGCCAGGAGUUAAUUUAGCAUUUUGGGAAAGGCACUGAACUUGGAACCAGAAGACCUCAGUUCUUACACGGGCUAGGCCGGUGACCAGCUGUGUAUCCCAGGGCAAGGCCUGCAUUGCUUCAAAGUCCCAGCAGGCUUAGCUUGCAGAAGGGGCAGAACAAGAUAUUUGCCCAGCCUGCUGAACUCACUGACUCGGUUGUGGGUUUAAAACAUGUAAGAUUGUCUUGUAGACGUUCCUGAACCCUAGGAAGUGUCCAGUGUGUACACACAACGGUUUCCUAAGCUUUAGAAGGACCAGUGCUCUUCUCACCUGGCCAGAUGCCCAAAGGGCCUCCCAGGUCCAUGAAAGGUGCAGAGAGAGUGAUAGGAAAGGUGGGUGCUUGCCCUUUCCUAUCAUGGAAGCUGGAAAAUUGGGCUGUUUUCUCAGGUUGCAAAGACCUGGACUCUGGAUCAGCCCUGAACACUGCGAGAAGCGGCAGUGUCGAGAAAGACACUCACUGCAGAUGGAGCCAGUGACGGUGGGUGUGGAGGAGCACAGAGCUGUAGGAGGAGCAGGGUAACCACCCGAGCUCUUGGCCUAACCUUGUCCGGAUUGCUAACCAAAUAUAACUAUAGCUAGCAAACCCGGGGUCCUCUUGGCGACCUCAAACCGCCCCCACCCCAAUUAACUAUCUGUGUCUGUUACUUCUGACGGUCCUAACCGCCAGUGACCGCACAGCCCCGCUGAAGAACCAGCUCCUCCCCACCCCGCGAUGCUCUUUGGGAGCCUCUAUUUGAAAUAAUUUAUAUGCUUUGGUCUGGUGGCUUUGUAUCGCUGAGCAUAAUGACUGUUUCUAUUUAAUUUUCAGAUGCUUAAUUACAGUGGAACACUUCAACACCAUUAAAUUAAAACAAGCUACUAGCUUGUUCUUGAUUGUGGCCUGGCGUGCUUCCAAAUGACGUUUGCAGCAAUAUCAGAUAUUUAAUUCAGAACACACAUUUUUGCUCACUUCAGGAAAAAAGGAGGAAAGGCCUGGCACAAGUCUGCUUGUAAGCUAGGAACCUUUCGACGAGGGAAGGAGUUUGGGUGGCAUGUCUCAUCUGCUAAUGAGUGUUUAGUGUUUUGUGGAGCCCAGAGUCCCUCAUCUUGGAGUACAAUGAUUUUCCAAUUUGGUUUUCAUAAGGACUGCUUAUAUUACAUUUUGUGAAAACUAAUGAAAUUACGUAUUUCUUGUAAUCAUGGUCUUAUUUACACUACCAUGUGACCAAGCCUAUUAUUUGGACUUGGCAAGUGAGCAGACAUGCCCUCAACCCCCAGCUUUUUGGUGUGGAAAGCAAGCUUUUUAGGUGCCAGAAAACCCUGCGACACAGGUACGUGGGCUUGAAGGGAGCGGAAGGCAACCCAAGGCCUGUAAGAUAAUAUUCUUUGGGAAUGGAUGUUAGGAAUUAGUUUGUGUCUUUACAACAUCAGUCAUAUGGGUAUUGUUUGCCUCUGACAGUUUUUCUUUUAAGAUUAAUGUGCUUAUGAAAACCUUGUGCGUUCCUCUACGAGGCAAGCUUGAAAUCCAUCAGCAUUACCAUCGGAAUGACACAAUACUGGGAGAGCAAACCAAAUGACAAACAGAAUCUGGUUUUCAGAGGCCAGUGUGUGUUGGAGAGAAAUGAUCUGAAGCCGAAUCUGGCCCCCUUCCAGAAAUUCCUCCCGCCACGCAGUUGGCGCGGCCCGCAGAGGGCAGGGGAGCACAGAGGGGGAGACAGGACCGCAGGAGGGGGAGGCAGGCGAGGGAGUGUGAUGGAUCGAAAGCUCCAGUCUUUGUAGCGAACAAUAGUCAUAUGUAAAACCAAGUCAUGGAAAUAACGUUUUUUUAAAAAAAAGAGAGAGAAAGAAAACUGUGAAAAAUGGAGCUUUUUCUGGAUCAUUAGGCAAAGUCAUUUUUAACAUCACCCAUCACCGUUUGGCCUGCAGUUGGUGGUGUCCAGUUGAAAUACGUAUUGGGAAAGUUCAGCAUCUGCUUGGAUUUGUGUAGGGGGAAUGGUAGAGGGGCAGUGGCUCACCAGGUGAGGCACAGAGGACCUCAGCAGCCAGAAGAGCCCCUCUUUGCAGAUUGCAGAAGGAAACACGGCUUGGUCUCCAGGCCAAGAGGAAACCAAAGUGAUACUCGGCUUAAGAAAUCAGGCUGGGAGCUGUGGCAGCCAGAGACACACGUCAGGCGAUUGCAAGGGGUCCGGGGCCGACAACUGAACCAGUUGCACAAUGAUGCCAGGUCGGGGGACAGAGCGAGGGCAGGAGGUGUUGGAGGGGCCCUGGCUGAAGCCCCCAGAGCUGAGGAGGAUGGGGGCUCUCACAUUCCUGCCCCCAUCAUGCUGGCCCCCAACUUUCCCGCUUUCAGAUAGUUUCACAGUGGCUUGGAGGGUGGGUGGCCAGGAACAGACGAGAACUGCACUUGAGCAUUUCCUGGAUCUGUGACAUUUUUGAGUCCAAAUCACUUCCAAACACAAUGGCCCAGUGCUGCCUGCAUCGAGUGCACAUCCAGACUUCAUGAGGCUUCACAGAACUCAAGGCCCAGGUUGCCAGCACAGCCGGCCAAGAAGCCAUCCUCCCUGGGCAGCUGGGAAAUCACAGUGUGCAGAACACUCCAAAACAAAGGGUGUCGCCCCCUGUCUGCCUGGAAGAGACUGCAGAAGACUUUGAGCUGCCUGGGACUCAUUCUUAGACAUCUGCUCUGGGAGCCCCUGCUCAGAGCCAGGCCUGGGAGGUAGGGUACGCGCAAUGCAGGCGGCAGCCCAGACCGGGAUUCCCAGAAUCUCUGCUGCUUUCCAAGAAGCGGGUGAGACCUAGAGGCUGAGGUUGCCGGGACCUGCAGGUCUCUGAGAGGUUUUGGUCCUCUUUCCUCCUGACGCCUGACACCCUGGUACCUUUAGUGGGUGGCUUUUUCCCCUGUUCUGGAGAGGGGUUCACGUGCAGAAGCUGUCCUUGUGUACCCGCUUUCUCUAGGGGACAGUGGUUCUUCUGGGGGCAAUUUCACUGCUGAGGUGGCCUCGGCAGAACCAGCUCAUAGGAAGCAGCCUGCAGGAUGGGGUAAAGUCUCUAUCAAGCUCUUUCUUUUGAUAUACACAUGUCCACCAGGAAGGGCAGGUGCAGCGGGGUACAGUGUUCCAGCCUCACUUCCACGCUGUCUCCCAGAAGGGCGCUAGCAGCCUAGCACUUUCGCUUCACAUCAACCAAUGGAGUCUUGUGAAACAAAAGGGGCACAGGGAGGAAUUUGUGGGCUACUGGGUUUUUAGCUUACUGCAGACGUCAUCUAUGGCCAGAACAUGAGUUUGUCUAAGAAUAAAGCUCAAACUCUUUGACAAGUAAAUAAACGGAGUGUAUUUGGAAGGCCCAAGUGACUUUCUCAUGACAGUGGUGUGGAUGUACAUCUGUUUUGAGGACCUAAGGCCCUUUAGGAUUCUUUCACUUCCACUGAAUACAUCUUGUUUCUUUUCCCCUCCCCAUAAGGUUGUACCAUAAGCCAGCAUUGCUUCCAUUGCGCCAGAGUUUCAGAAAAGACUGUGCACCACACAGGUCUUUGGGGUGACCAUGGCAACCAUCUUUUUCCUGACACAUGGUACCCAUGGACAAUCCCUGGGAGAGGGUUACUCACCCAGUCCAUCCCCAGGGGCCCCCAAGUCUCAGUGCCUGCUAACAGCCACGAGAGGCACAAACCCAGUGGUGCUCAAGGGCACUGAAACAUGGCUCAUGGGAGGGAAGAGGCAGCCCAGAGAGGCGCUAGGGAUGCCUCAGAGGACUUGAAAGUAAGCAGCCCAUUCCCGAAUGAAGUUCUCUUAGAAGGACUUUAUCCCACCACCAGCACUGAGCAAGUCUGGGGGACCAGAGGCUGCUUGCAGGAAAGUCCACAUAGCAGAGCCCAUGGCAAAGAGCCCACGGUAAAGAGCCCCAACUGUCUAACUAUAGGAAGCCACUUAAACUGUGGCACAGGCACAUGAUGGCAUCACCCACAGCCAAGAUAAAAUGAUGUCAGGUAGCUAGUGCACAGGGAAGCAUCAGAGCAGAACUCACUUGGGAGGACAGAGAGGGUUGACCAGGAAGAGGCCUGAGGACCUGCAGGUUGGUAGUAAUGCUCUGCCCCUCAGGCUGUACUACACCACUGUGUGCAUUUGUCAAAACUCUGCAUGUUUCAUUCAAGAUAUGGGUACUUCACUGUAUAUAAAUUUUCCUUACACCAGAGACCAUCAGCAAUUACUGAGCUCCAGUUAAUUAUAUGCAUGAUGAAGUGUUUUGGGGUGAAGUAUAUCAGUGUCUGCAAGUUAAUUGGUAUUGUAGUCUAAUGUUCAUGUUCCCCUCAAGUUUGUCCAUUGAAACCUAGUCCCCAGUGUGAUGGUAUUGGACAGUAGGACAUUUGGGAGGUAACCAGGUCACAGGGACUCUGACCUCAGGAAUGGGAUCAGUGUUCUCCCCUCCAGAAGAAACAUCAGAGAGCCAGCAAGCCCUCGUCCACGGGAGGACACAGCCAGAAGUCACCAGCAGGGAACCAGAAAGAGGAUCCUCACCAGACACUGAGUCUGGGAGCACUGUCAUCUUGGACUUCUCUGCUUUAGAACUGGAAGAAAUAAGUGUCUGUUCCUUAGAGCUACCCAGCCUGUGUUAUUUUUUUAUAGCAACCCAAAUAGACUAGGACUCUAGGAAUCUGUCCUUUAAAAGUAGAUCAAUGUGUAAAUUCUACCCUCACCACAGCUGUUCAACACAGUACUUGAAACUUUAUCUAACCAACUGGGCAAGAGAAAGAAAUAAAAGGGGUACGAACAGGAAAAAAAGAAGUCAAACUAUCCUUAUUUGUAGGUGAAUUGAUCCUCUACACAGGAGACCCAAAAUAUCUCUGCCAGAAAACUCUAAGAACUAAUAAAUAAAUUCAGUGGCAGGAUACAGAGUCAAUACAUGAAAGUCAGAAGUAGUCCCGCACACCAGCAAUGAACCCACCAAGAAAGAAAUAAGGGGUAAAAAUCUCAUGUAACAUAGCUUCCCCCCAAAAAAAUAAAAUGUCUGGGAAUUAACCUAACCAAGGGAAUAAAAGACCACUGUAAUGAAAACUACAGUGCUAUGCAAAAAGAAAUCGAAGAGGACCCUAGAAUAGGGAAAGAAAUUCCUUUUCCUGGAUAGGCAGAACUAAUAUCAUCAAAUUGGCCAUACCCCCCAAAAUGAUACAGAUUUAAUGCAGCUCCAGUCAAAAUAUCAUCAUCAUUCUUUCCACAGAACUAGAAAAGAGAGGUUGGGGGAUAGAGCUCAGCAACACAGCCCCUGCCUGGAAAGCUAGAGGUAUUGAGUUCGAUUCCCA